AGCUGACCUGCCUCUGAAAGCUUCAACAUCCUCUGCUACGACCAACUCCGACUAACUCGAACUUCAUCAUGGUGUCACUGGGACGACAGAUGCUGGGCUUUGUCCUGGCCGUCAUCGGCUUCCUGGGGUCCAUCAUUGUGUGCGCCCUGCCGAUGUGGAAGGUCACGGCCUUCAUCGGAGCCAACAUUGUGACGGCGCAGGUCAUCUGGGAAGGCUUGUGGAUGAACUGCGUGACGCAGAGCACAGGUCAGAUGCAAUGCAAGAUCUAUGAUUCUCUGCUGGCUCUGCCUCAGGACCUUCAGGCCGCCAGAGCUCUCGUGGUCAUCGCCAUCAUCGUCGCUGUUUUCGGGGUCAUCCUGGGCAUCGCCGGGGGAAAGUGCACCAACUUCGUGGAGGACGCACGCGCCAAAUCCAGAGUGGCCAUCGCUGCUGGGAUUAUCUUCAUCUGCGCCGGUGUUCUUGUUCUCAUCCCCGUGUGCUGGUCUGCCAACACCAUCAUCAGGGAUUUCUACAACCCCAUCCUGACCAACGCCCAGCGGAGAGAGCUGGGCGCCGCUCUCUACAUUGGCUGGGGCACAGCUGCACUUCUCAUCCUGGGUGGAGCCCUCCUCUGCAGCUCUUGUCCACCCAAAGACAGCCCAGAGUAUCCAGUCAAGUACUCCGGUGCCAGGUCCACGGCUACCAGCCGAGCCUACGUCUGAGAGCUCCAUCCUACCGAGAGAGACUGUAAAUUAUUUUCUUGAGCGAUUGAUAGCACCACGAGUUGCCUCACUUUCUUUGCCACAGUGACACUCAGUGAGAUCAGAUUUUCUUUUGAGAAAUUCAGAAUCCUUUGAUGGAAGUGAGAGAGUGUGUUUUUGAAGGAAGAAGAAACACAGUGCAAAGAUGUGGAAAGAAAAUCUGCCUCAAUCACUGGACUGGAUGAGAGCUAUUUUAUAUCGAGCUUGUAUCAAACCUUAUUAUUCUCUGAAUGUCUGGUGGCAAAUCAAAGCUGUGCUACAAGAAUGUAAAUGGUCCCAGGAGAGGGAAAUGUGUACAAUACCACUGGUAUAUUGUGAAUUUAUGUGUACAAAUAUCUUUAUAAAUAUCGCUGUUGAAUAGCAUUAUCAAAUGACUGCUUUGUUUAUUGAUUUGUAAUAAAACAUUGACUUAAUGAUA
Stegastes partitus (bicolor damselfish) is the source of this 1158-nucleotide messenger RNA. RefSeq names its product claudin e (gene cldne). NCBI's taxonomy places the organism in Eukaryota, Metazoa, Chordata, Actinopteri, Pomacentridae. The transcript has a single exon. Gene Ontology annotation, molecular function: structural molecule activity. The record is from RefSeq and is a predicted model, not a curated record. Bases 69 to 701 code for a protein of 210 amino acids. Gene Ontology annotation, cellular component: membrane; bicellular tight junction.